UCGGCUGAGGACGCCGGGGGCGGGGCCGCCCGGGCAAGAAGGGGUAGCGCGCGGCGCUGCUACCUUAGUCGCUGCUACUACCAGGCGCCAGGCGGUGUCCGCCGCCUCCGGUCAGCGCGCAGACCUCUGCCUCUAGAGGACCUCUGCCGCCGGGCUCGGUCCCCUGGGGUCGUCGCCCGGGCCGCCCUCCGUUCCUGGCCCCGAGGGACCCAGCCGUCCGCCUCUCGGGGGAGGCCAGCAUGAGCCGAGGUGUCCGUUGGGCUGGCGCCGUGCAGGGGACGGCGGCUGCAGUGCAGCUGCUAAUCACCCUAAGCUUCCUCCGGAGCGUCGUCCAGGCCCAGGUGGCUGGAGUUCUGGAUGAUUGCUUGUGUGAUAUUGACAGUAUUGAUAACUUCAACAACUAUAAGAUCUUCCCCAAAAUAAAAAAAUUGCAAGAGCGAGACUACUUCCGUUAUUACAAGGUUAAUCUGAAGCGACCGUGUCCUUUCUGGGCAGAAGAUGGACAUUGUUCAAUAAAAGACUGCCACGUGGAGCCCUGUCCAGAGAGUAAAAUUCCAGUUGGAAUUAAAGCCGGGCAUUCUAAUAAGUACUUGAAAGUGGCAAAUAAUACCGAAGAAUUAGAAGACUGUGAACAAGCUAAUAAGCUGGGAGCAGUUAACAGCACAUUAAGUAAUCAAAGCAAAGAAGCGUUCAUUGACUGGGCAAGAUAUGAUGAUUCACAGGAUCACUUUUGUGAACUUGAUGAUGAGAGAUCUCCUGCUGCCCAGUAUGUUGACCUGUUGUUGAACCCGGAGCGGUACACUGGCUACAAGGGGCCCUCUGCAUGGAGAGUGUGGAACAGCAUCUAUGAAGAAAACUGUUUCAAGCCUCGGUCUGUUUAUCGCCCUUUAAAUCCUCUGGCACCCAGCCGAGGUGAAGAUGAUGGAGAAUCAUUCUAUACAUGGCUAGAAGGUUUGUGUCUGGAGAAGAGAGUCUUCUAUAAGCUUAUAUCAGGACUUCAUGCCAGUAUCAAUUUACAUCUGUGUGUGAAUUAUCUUCUGGAAGAAACCUGGGGUAAACCUAGUUGGGGACCUAAUAUCAAAGAAUUUAAACGCCGCUUUGACCCUGUAGAAACCAAGGGAGAAGGUCCUAGAAGACUGAAAAAUCUGUACUUUUUAUAUUUGAUUGAGCUGCGAGCUUUGUCAAAGGUGGCCCCCUACUUUGAACGCUCCAUUGUCGAUCUUUACACUGGAAACACAGAAGAAGAUGCUGACACCAAAACCCUUCUACUGAGUAUCUUUCAAGAUACAAAGUCCUUCCCCAUGCACUUUGAUGAGAAAUCCAUGUUUGCAGGUGACACAAAGGGGGCCAAAUCAUUAAAGGAGGAAUUCCGGUUACAUUUCAAAAAUAUCUCCCAUAUUAUGGACUGUGUUGGAUGUGACAAGUGCAGAUUAUGGGGGAAGUUACAAACUCAGGGUUUAGGAACUGCCUUGAAGAUACUAUUCUCUGAAAAAGAAAUCCAAAAGCUUCCAGAGAACAGUCCUUCUAAAGGCUUCCAACUCACUCGGCAGGAAAUAGUUGCUCUUUUAAAUGCUUUUGGAAGGCUUUCUACAAGUAUAAGGGAGUUACAGAACUUUAAAGUCUUACUACAGCACAGCAGGUAAUGAAGGCUUUUAUAUGUCUAGAGACAAAAUGACUGUGUGAAGCCUUUUAGUUUUGGACAGUAAGCAAAAAGACUAAGACUUCAAGAAUUCUGAACUCUUAAAAGAAAACAUUCAAAUGCUCACUUGAAUAUUUAUGAUCCUAAGUAGAUUAGAACUAUUUAUAAAUGAAGUAUGUACUUUAAAACAUGUAAGUUAUACUAAUUCUGUUUAUGUUUCUGUUGAACAUUCUAUGUUUCAAACUGGUUUUGUCCUUAUUGUUGUUCUUUCAUUUCCUCUUGUUGAACUUUAAUGACUAUCUCUCUUAUAAUAAUAGUUACCACCUAUUGUGGAAAAGGAGAACGAGAGAACCAGUGUUGCUCAGGGCUGCUAUCGGUGGUGAAUUUUAUCAAUGAUUUAAUGUGUUUUUAGCCUUGUCCAGCACUACAGCUGACAUCAAUAAUAUGGAGCCAUCAGUGCAGUGAUUGGUCUUUUCGGUGGGUGGUUUCAGAGGUUCCUUAAGAUUCCCCAGGAUUUCAGCUUCAAUUUCAUUGGUUGUAUUUGAGGUGUUUAGUUCUGGUUGCUGCUUUGUUUUGGGUCUGAAGGACCUGUGGUGGUAAAGGUGGAUAGAUGAGUGCUCUUCCCAUGCUCAGCCAGGCAGAUGUGCGCUACUGGGCUGGUGUUUUUUAUUUAGAACCUACAGAUCACUUCUUCGAACUUUGCCUUUCUCUCCUAAUUUUAGACAUGUCCAGUUACUUUAAAAAGAAAAGCCCUCCAUAUUUAUAUAAUUAGUUGUUGAUGAAAUUUGAGUCGGAUUCUAUGAAUUUGUAAUGCCAAUUAAAACUAUACAAAAUUUGCUUUUUUUAAAGGAUUUAAUUUUGAAUACAACCUGUGCAACCCUCUUAACUCCCCAUCUAAUUUUCUCUAGUGAGGUAUUUCAGCAGGGAGAUUAAGUUAGCCAUCUUCUCAGCUUCCUGUCCUCUCCCUCCUCUUUCCAUCUUUAGUUCAUUUUGCAUCCAUGGUACUUUGUGUGACCUGGACCAAUGGAGGACUCAUAAGUCCUAGACUAUCACUUUGUAAACCUGAGAUUUAAACUCUCCAAACAAUAUUUAAAAUCUUGAUUCUUUUAAAGGUGUCAGUAGACAUAAUGGGACUGAUUUGAAAGGUUGCAUCUGUGAAGUAAUGCUAGUAGUCUAGUUUCUCCUUAGACUCCUGUCUUUUCUGAAGUGCUCUUAAACCCACAUCUUAUUCUGCCAAAGUCUGAAAUGUGUUGACAGUUUUAUGACAUAUUUUAAAUUGUACUUAGUUGCCUUACCCCUUUUAAAAAUAUUUAGCUGUUCUGUGAAGGAUAUGAUUGGGGGAGUAAGGUCUCAUGUUUUCACCUAAUUACUAACUUUUACAAACCAGAAUUUGGUUGCAGUGAUGAUGUUUGUUAGACUGAAUAAUAAAGGCCAGCUUCCUCUACUUUUUCUUUGCUUUUUUUAGGGUUGUAAGCAUUACAUGGUGAGGGAAGGAGACCUUAAGGCAAAGAGCCUUAAAAGCAAUUAUCUGCUAAUCUUGCUAGUACAUGAAGAAUUCUUUUUAGUGUUCAUUUGGAGUUUUUAAAAAAAUGAACUUCAUUUUUUUAAAUGAACUUCAUUUGGAGUUUUUAAAAAGUGAGAAAUUAGGCACUUUGUGUGUUUUUACUGUAAAUUUAAAACUUUUCUGGUAGUGUUACUUCACUGUUCCUGUAGUUAAAGGUUAUUAUUUAAGCUCUAUUACUAAAGAAAAUCUCUGGUCAUUUUCAUUUAUUGCAAUUUGUUUCAAGCUUAGGAAAAAUAGUGUAUUACAGUGUGUUCUAGGAAAAAUUAGAUCUAGUUAGAGUAAGAAGUUCUCUUCAAAGUUUUAAUGAAUUUUUUUCACUAAGAAAUGAAGUAUUCUGAAGCUGAAAUUCAUCUGAUUAACUUUAUUUUACCAUAAGUUAGUUUGGGGAGGGGCUGCCUGUAUUUUGUGUUUGUUUGUAUUUCUAAUGUGUAAACUGUAGGAGCCUGUGUUUUGUGAGCCUGGUGAUGUUUUAGGUCCUUGUACCGUGAACUGUCUUCCAGUUCAUGUACCCAUUGCUGCGAGGCGAUAGUGGAGCAGUUUACAUUGUGAACAUGCCCGGCUAGUGAGUACCUCUUGGUCUUUUGUUUGUAUCUUCUCACCUACUUUAAAAUCUAUCACUUCACCAUGUAACUGACAGAAAUGAUUGUAACUGCCGAAGAAGUAACAAACAUGAAGAAAAGGAAACAUUCUUUCCUUCAAUGGCAUGUAACAUUUUUGUAAGUGGAAUCUAAAUUAGACAAACUGUAUAUGGGUAAAUUUUCAGUGUUCCUCUUGUUUUGAUUCUUGGGUUACAAGGAAGAUCAGAAUAGUAAUAGAUUUUACUUCUUAAAAAUUUGUCAUAUGUUUUGACAUUGAACAUUUGAAUUAGUUGAUUUUGUAAUCUCAUUAUGUGUAUGAAACACUGUGCCACUUUUCAACUUUGCCUAGGUGCCAUUGUAUAUAAGACAGGACAGCUAUUUUGGUCUUCAUCAGCAUUGUCUUCAGCUGGACACUUGAGCACAGUUCACAGCCUCGCAGCAGUUUAGAAACUCUAGUACCUGCAGAAACCAUAGCUGUUCACCAAAAGACAAGUUAGGUGCAUCAAAGCCCAACACAUAUAUCCAUAUUCUAUUUCAGUAACAUCAGCUUUGAUUUUGUGAACAGAAUUCCAAGUAAUUUGCUGCUGUACCACUGGACUCCAGAAAAUGUGAAUUAAAGUACAACAUGUUUCUGCAA
This is a messenger RNA of Heterocephalus glaber (naked mole-rat), 4418 nucleotides long. RefSeq names its product endoplasmic reticulum oxidoreductase 1 beta (gene Ero1b). Gene Ontology annotation, biological process: protein folding in endoplasmic reticulum. The record is from RefSeq and is a predicted model, not a curated record. Gene Ontology annotation, molecular function: FAD binding; thiol oxidase activity; protein-disulfide reductase activity. NCBI's taxonomy places the organism in Eukaryota, Metazoa, Chordata, Mammalia, Rodentia, Bathyergidae. Gene Ontology annotation, cellular component: endoplasmic reticulum membrane; endoplasmic reticulum.